AUGAAGCUUAUGCCUACAAAACACCAACGAUGUGCCUAUGACAGGAAGCUGCUUGUCCCCUAUGACGUAAUCGGAUACAUCCGCCAAAAGCUGGAGGCCAGGAAUUUAAUGACAUUUCCACAUUACAGACCCAUACUACAUACCUUGCAGCAGAGAAAAAGUCUCUGCUCACCAUGUCAAUUCCACCAACUGGAAUAUAUCUGUCAGUUCAGCACAGACAAUAUAGCUGCCAAUUGUCAGCUUGAGGUGCAGGGAUCACUGGUUGCAUCAAUUUCACAACAGUCACAGCAGCUCAAGAUGUUAGUAUGGAGCUGGACUCUUAUCACCAAAACCAAAAAACUGGCCUUCGGCUGGCACAUACACAAAUUAUUAUGUGAUAUCUCCAAUCGCAACUUACAACCUUUCCUACCAGAUCCUUUCCCCCAGCAGGACUUUGACAGUGUCCAUAACCUCUGGGACCACUGCUGUGGUGCCUGUAAGCUUAGUAAGGUUGACCUGCACGUCCAUGCCCCAUUUGGUGAUUUUCCUGUGGCUACAGGGGGGCUUAUGCAUGCCUACGUUAACAUUGUCAAUCACUUCCUCACCUCUGAUGUUCAGCAGUAUCUCUUACCUAUCAUUGAAUAUUUCACACUUUGGCCAGGGGCAACACCAAUUUCUUACACCUCAGCUGAUACUGUGGCACUAGCAUUUGUCACUGUUCAAAAAGCUUGCCAAAUUCUUUGGCACUCAUCAUCACCAUCCAGCCCAAAGCGAUAUGGUUCAGUGACGGCAUUAAAUUUUGAAGGUGGCUCUAGUUUGCCACAACAAAGCAAGGACUACUGUACUCCUCCUCAUACUUCUCAACCUCCACUUGUUUCAAGACAGACCUCAACACUCCAGUGA
Schistocerca serialis cubense is the source of this 882-nucleotide messenger RNA. RefSeq lists its product as uncharacterized. Lineage: Eukaryota; Metazoa; Arthropoda; Insecta; Orthoptera; Acrididae. The coding region runs from base 1 to 882 and encodes 293 amino acids. The record is from RefSeq and is a predicted model, not a curated record. The transcript is spliced from 3 exons.